GGAAGACUAAAAUGUCUAAAUUCAUGUAGUUGUCGUUUCCUGCGCCUUUAUUUAUAAAUAGAAGAUUAACCUGGCAUGACAGAUUAGAACAUGUUUAUCAGAGGAAAUGUAAGCAGGAACUGAAAAAAGAUCAGGCGAAUGGACAAGCAGUUUUAGGACAAUUGUGUGCAUGAGUCUGAGAUAAAGUGUACAGGUGAUCGCAGUUCUGUGACGUGUGCUGCUGUGUCUGCGUGUUUGCCUUCCUCCCUGCGUAGAUAAAAGCCCUACCUUUGUCCCUUACUGAAAGACCAGUUCCCAGGUGUGCGGAGCAGAGCGCUAACAGGCUGAUUUACACACAUCCACAGCAGAUAUGGGUGUGGCUUUACAGAAUGCACCCCAUGACUCAUAAAGACUUCCCCAAAGAGCCGUGGCCAUUUUACCCAGCUUCACUGGCAUUUCCAGAGCUCCGCCAACCUCAGACAAACCGAAGGUCUGGAAUAGUUCUUCGUCCAUCCUCUUCCUCAACUCACCACGCGUUCUGGGCCCAGUCUGGCGAAGAUGGCACACAACUGUUCAAACUCAGUGUCUUGAAGGAUUUAUUUUUGGAUUUUUUUUUUGCCCGCGCUUUUCAGUGAGACCUGGAACGCAGAGGGAUUGGACACAGGGGUCCCUGUGUGGGCGAACAGAAACUGAAAAUAGUGAAACAGAGACAAGUGUCCUGACAUGAAACGCUAAUCCCCCAGGGGGACAGCAUCAGCAUGGCCACUGCAGUCGGGCAGGGGGAGAUCGUCUUCGAGUUUGCCAGCACGUGCAUGGACAGCGAGCAACAGCUGGAUGACUCCCUGGCCUUCCCUGCCGUGAUUGUGGAGCAGGUGCCGGGGGCCCAUGUUCUGGACUAUUCUGGUCUUUCAUGUGAGCGGACAGCCGCAGAGGUUCUCCACCCUGCCUCCAUGGAGAUGGCAAGGGAGCUGGUGGUGGGAGAGGAUGUCAGCAUCACAGUGGAGGCUUCGUAUAAGGAUGACAACGAGGACGCCAUAGAAGUUGCGGAGGCGCUGUUGCACAUGGACUCGCCUGACCAUUCUGAUGAAAGACGCCUUCUAUUGGUCUGUUCACCUGCAGCUGAUGUGUUUGUGCGGACUGCGAGCUCCCCGGUCACCUCCAUGUCACACUCUGCAAGUGGAUUUCUCCACGACCAUAUCCAGACCGAUUCUGGGGCUGAGGGAGUGACCCACAUAUCAAAGAAGAAAGUCGCAGUGAGGAAGCGGCCUGAAUCCCAGUCCCCAGCUCCUGACUUCAUUAUGAAAAAGAGAAACAGGCUGGGAAAAGGACACCAGAUGUACCUAUGGGAGUUCCUGAUGGCUCUGUUGCAGGACAAGGCCACCUGUCCGAAGUACAUCAAAUGGACCCAUCAGGAGAAGGGCAUCUUCAAGCUGGUGGACUCCAAGGCCGUGUCACGCCUGUGGGGCAAACACAAAAACAAGCCAGACAUGAACUAUGAGACCAUGGGCCGAGCACUGAGGUACUACUACCAGCGUGGGAUCCUGGCCAAAGUAGAAGGCCAGAGGUUGGUGUACCAGUUCACAGAGAUGGCCAAAAGUCUGGUGGGGAUCGACACAGACGAUCUGUUGGUUGAACAUGAUCACUUGUUUGAGGAGAAAACAUUGUCAGAGAACCCCUCCCCGCCCCACCCUGCCCCGAAACCUUCGAAUCGAGGAGGAGGGAAGCAGAGGGCCAAACGAACUGAAGGAAACCCUGGCUCAACUGUGGCUCAGCCCGGCACAGUCCUCCGGCCACCGGAGGGCGACGGUGGCAGCACCACCAGAGCAGUGAGACCCCUGGGCCUGAUCCAGCAGCAGCACCUGCCCAUCGUCUCGGCUGAGAUGCUGCGGACGCUGCAGAACAUCCAGUCGCUGCAGCCGGGUCAGACCGGAUCCGUGUUCAGAACUGUGCAGCUGCUGGAGAACCUGCAGAGUGUGCAGGAGAGAGAGGCAACAGGGGCCAGCCAGCAGGGGGUGCCAGUUGAGCCUUUUAGAGUUUCAGCUGCAGAACCCACCACCCUGACUCUGGCUGAAGACCAGUCCAUACAGUCCCUCAUGCUCCAGGCCGUUCCUCUGACCACCACCGUAGACGGCCAGAAUGUUUCCAUGACUACAGUCCAUCCCAAGUACUUCCUACAAACGAUUCCGUCCUCCCAGACGGUUACCUUAUUGAUGGAGACUGUCCCCUGCAAUGAGGUUGCAGGCCAACAAGUGGUGUGCACGGACACGCAGCUCCUGUCCACGCUCCCUUCCCCAUUGGUGGGUGGGGCUACCUCCGUGGUGACGCUUCCAGGGGGCGGGCAGCAGCUGGUGACCCAGCCCCCUGGUACAGUUAUAGCGUCGGUCGUCACAGCGCCAGAGAGCAAGCAGGUGGUGAUGGAGGACGUGGAGGAAAUGGAUCUGGAGAGCCAUCCGGAUAUGAAGCUGGAACACUUCAGCGUGGUCGUCCUCAAUGACUCCUGGGUGGGCUUCGACCCCAACCACAAGGAGCUUGAGUCCUGAGCCCAACCGGGGACAUGGGUUUGCAACCAACUCUCCCCUUCCCCCCUGCACUGCCCUUUCCAGUUCUACCCAAUGGGUGCUCAUCUCUGAUCCUGGCAGAGAUUUGCUACAUGGCUGAUUCUGUGUUGUUGCAGUUUGUACCACCGUCACGCUAAAGAGGGCUCAGCUUAUGCAGUGAAACAGGAUCAUUUAAAUAAUCUCAUCCUCUGGCCCUCCAAAAGCCAAAUCGCUGAGCUAGUCUCUCGCGGGGGUGUUGUCUGCAGCCUUAUGACUGUAUAUUGGCAAAUCUCAUUCAAAAUCACAUUGCGUGCACACACUCACACCCAGCACCGCACACACAAAUGCUUUCUUGUCAAUUUUAUGGCUAUUCAAGACAAAAUUUUUCUUGAAUCAACACAUACCCAACUGUAUGGGGGAACCAUUUCUUUGUGGUCAAAUAAUGGAACAGCAGGUCAUGAGCAACAUGUCAGGAUGUGAAUCUCUGGUUCCAUCAAGCUAUUGAGGAUUUUUUACAGAUGGCCACAUUUUACGUAUGGUUCAUUUCCUUAUGUGUUAGAGGAUAACUGCAUAUUACCAAACAUUACAAACACACUGUGACAAUAUGUGUAAUACCCGUAAAAAUACAUAUUUUUGAUAAUAAUUUGUAUGGAUAUUGUUCCAGUCCACUCAAGAGCAGUGGAAAUGGAAGAAAUGUCCUGUGGUAUGUUGCCUGAUGCACAGUUUGCUCUCUACCCUCUAUCUUGUGUACAGUUUUCAGUUUCUUGUGUCUGACUUAAGAUCAAAGCAUUUGUGUUACCAUUUGUUUGCUUGACAAUCUGAUUAAAUAAAAGCACAUGAUGUUUUUCUACCAAAACAUUUGUUCUCUUGCUUGUCAUAUGACUUAAAAUGAAGCAUUUUUUAUGGUUUGUUGUUGGCACUGCCAUGUUGUACUCAACAAAAUUCAUUUUCUUAUCUAUGUUGUUUGUUGGGAGGAUCAUAUUUCACUUGAGAUAACGUAAAUCCAUUGCUAUUUGGAGGUGUUUCAUCAAAUUAAUUUAAUGUUAGUCAUGUAAGAGGGUGUAAAGUUUCAGGACAGCUGGCAUUCAUCAAUUAUAAUGCUGAAAUGUGCAAAUACAACUUGGAUAUGUCUCUUUUGUGAAGAAUGUUCACAAUCUGCCGAAAGUCAAAUACAGAGCUGGUUCUGUUCAUGUUUUGUCGCAUGAGGCUGCAGGUUUGUGAAUUUACAUGAACUUCUAUGUGUAUCUAAUUAUUGCAUUCACUAUCAGCCAUAAAUACAGGGUUUAGGUGUAAAUUGGACAAUAAUUUAAGUAUAAACCCCUUGUAUCUUUGUGUGUUUGUGUAUGUACGUGAUUUUGAAUUCAAGUGUUUUAAAUAAACCUUUAUAGCUCAGAAUGCAAGGCCACAAAUUAAAUAUUUUGUCUACUGGUUGAUGAGAUGAAUCAUUUUAGCAUUCAUUUUCCAAUGUAUUUUUCUAAUGUUUGUUUUUCCUUCCAGAUUUGCUUUUGAGAUGUGUGGAUUAUUUUGAUAUAGCUGAAACAUAAAUACUUGAUGUGCCCUUUGAGAUGUGUAUGUUGAAGCAAUGUAAAUACUGUACAGUAAAUUUUUAAUGGAUAUAGUUUGCUACAAAUUGUGUUUUUGUUUUAUACAGUUUUUACAACAAUUAUAAAUGGAGAAAAUCUGAAAUUCAUUUGUAUUUAUGAAAUAAAAGGUUAAC
Anguilla anguilla (European eel) is the source of this 4233-nucleotide messenger RNA. Its product is annotated as ETS-related transcription factor Elf-1-like. The record is from RefSeq and is a predicted model, not a curated record. The transcript is spliced from 9 exons. Bases 738 to 2519 code for a protein of 593 amino acids. NCBI's taxonomy places the organism in Eukaryota, Metazoa, Chordata, Actinopteri, Anguilliformes, Anguillidae. Gene Ontology annotation, molecular function: sequence-specific DNA binding; DNA-binding transcription factor activity, RNA polymerase II-specific. Gene Ontology annotation, cellular component: nucleus. Gene Ontology annotation, biological process: regulation of transcription by RNA polymerase II; cell differentiation.